AUGCACGUCAAUGAUGGCAACGAUAAGCUGAAAUCCGGCGGUCAAAGUGUUUUGUAUACACGUCGUCUGAUUGAAGGAUUUUCUUUGGUGACUUGGGGGGAAAUGACAGCGAAUUGCGGCUCUAAUUUCAUCGAUCAAGCCAAGACGACAGAAAAUCAUGACAACAAAGAGCAUGUCUGUACGGGAAAAGCCGAGAGAUCCAGUGUUGAUACGUCAAUUGCGAGGGAGAUGUGA
Messenger RNA from Sclerotinia sclerotiorum 1980 UF-70, 234 nucleotides. RefSeq lists its product with no specific name. NCBI's taxonomy places the organism in Eukaryota, Fungi, Ascomycota, Leotiomycetes, Helotiales, Sclerotiniaceae. The record is from RefSeq and is a predicted model, not a curated record. The coding region runs from base 1 to 234 and encodes 77 amino acids. The transcript is spliced from 3 exons.